CCCACCCCAAAAGCGAUUAAGAUAACUCUGAUUAGCCAAUUCAAGCUGCAGUUUUUGCACAAAUAGCUGAUAAAGGAAAUCUGUAAAAUGUCUUAUCCCAGUGCUUCCGCCUCCCAGUCGACAGGAACUUCGGAUCUGGACACAGAAUCCGUGGAGGUUUUGCGGGAGCGGCUGAGUACCAUGAAGCGGCUGAUGGCCGAGCGGACGUCCCAGCAGCAGAACAACCCGGCGACCACAGAGGAGAUAUUCUCCACCAAGCGACAUCGAUCGGCGGGCAUCAUCGACGGCAACUUCCUGAGCAUCGCCUUUGGCGGCGCCCUGCUGGUCAUCAUCACGGUUUCGGUGUACGCCUUCUACAAUCUCUACCACGCCAUACUCAAGAAGUUCCCAUCGCGCCACGAGGAGCUGUAAACGGUGCCAAAGAGUGUUCUUGUGGCUCUCCCCACUUGAAAUGUACGAGUUUCUGCAUUUAAUAAUAAAUUGUAGCUUGAAUUUUUAACA
Drosophila biarmipes is the source of this 501-nucleotide messenger RNA. RefSeq lists its product as uncharacterized. Lineage: Eukaryota; Metazoa; Arthropoda; Insecta; Diptera; Drosophilidae. The transcript is spliced from 2 exons. The record is from RefSeq and is a predicted model, not a curated record. The coding region runs from base 88 to 411 and encodes 107 amino acids.